AUGGGUUUCCUAGGCAUUGUCGAAGUUCCUGUUGCUCACCUUCUCUUCGUUGAGGGAAGUGGACAACGGCUGCGUAACGAUGAUCAUCGACACCGCUUCGCAGACCUUCAAGAUACGGACAGGGUGCACACCGACAUGAGGCAGCUUAUCGCAGGGUAUAUUGAUGCCUCCGAAACAAACGCGAUUCUUCGGGAUGCUGGCACUUCACCCUUGAAGAUUAAACGGCAGAAUAAAAGGGGCAAAUACCCAUUUAUUGAAAACGCCAUCGUGCGAUACACACAUGGACGACACCUUAUUGCAGCUGCCGUGGCUGUUGACUCGGCAGCACGGUGGGCCGUCAGGCUAUACCAAACAACAAACGGACGCCUUCCAUGGAGCCCAGGGGUGCGAAGAUGCACCAAAAAGUACCAACAUGAACAACAACAGACGGACGGUCAAAUCUACCGCAAAUUAAGGAUGUAUCCAGAUAACGGACCGGACUAUAAUAAGUGGUACAGCCACUUAACAGAACCUAAGAGGAUCGGGAUGGCAGCAAUCGACCAGCGAGUCGAUAUAUCUUUGGAGCUCAACAAGCUCACAUAUAUACCCGCUGUCCUUGAUGAGCUUUACUUGACAAGUAUCCAGAAGUCCUUUGUCUCGCGCUUAGACGAAGAACUUCUUGCUGGCAUCAGGAACCUCUACUCUGAGUGGCUCAGACUUGCACGCGGCAAUAUGAACAUCUUGAAGAAAAUGGACAAGGAAACGGUGAAUGCAUUGGCUGGACGCGCUCCGCGUGUCUGUGACAAAGACCGCCUGUUCAUUGAUGACAUGUUUAGCUCGAGACAAGUCUUUUCAAAGGUGGAUAACCCGGAAGAACGUGAAGCCUUGCGGCUCCGCGUGCAACAAUCAAGCGGCAUCAUACCGAGUCUGUUGUCACUGCAGUCUAAUCUACGAUUUUUAGGUAUUGCAGCCAAUAUUAUAUGGCAAUAUCUUAUACCAAAGAGUCUAAGACUAAAGGCCAAACAGUCUAAGCUCUCGUUGAAGGCCACAUUGCGCGGAUGCUGGACUUCAACUGUGCCCUAUAUCGAGAUUCGCGAAGGAGAAUUUGUAUCAGCAACUGGGCCUCCUAACUUCGAUCUUGUCUAUAUACAAUUGUUUCUCGCAGCAAUCCGUCAUUUUCCGUAUCUUAGCUGCUUCCAACCGAAGAUGGGGAGAGGAGAAACGCUACAAUUCACACACGAUCCACAUCACGCAGGCCUUUUUGUUCGGCGCGCCAAGUUCCUUGGUGUACAGACGGCCACCAUAGAUGAGAACAUCAAGGAUUUCUUCCCCGACGGAAAUUAUACGCAGCAAUUACAGUUCCGAAACCUACCUGACGAGUCAGAAGUUCUGUCUCGGCUUGGGAAUCGUUGGGGUAGGCCCUCUGCGAGUAUCUACUGGAGGAUCCGACAGGAAGGCUUCCUUCCUACUAUAGUGGCUCACACAGCAGAAUCACGACUCAGCGCGAUAUUCGUACUGCGGAGCACAUUGAGGUCCUGUUUCAACUUGCCGUCAUUCAACAUUGAUUUUGCACAGGGUAUUUGUUCCCUCACCGCGCGGCCAAAGCGGGCUCGCUACCGCCAGCUGGAGACAAUCACGGAAGAGGAUGAGCUUGAUAUGGCUGCUAAUUCCCGAUUAGGCAAGAGAAUCAGGUCGGAUGUUCCUAUCCCGGUUGCCGAUUCUCGGUCAACUGCAAGGAGCGGCUCAGACACCUCUAUGCCAGAUGCCAGUCCUCUGUUGGGAUGCAAGAAGCUCGUCCGACGUCUUCCUCUAUGGGAUGCAAGAAGCUCGUCCGACGUCUCUAUGCCAGAUGCCAGUCCUCUAUGGGAUGCAAGAAGCUCGUCCGACAUAUCUAUGCCAGAUGCCAGUCCUCUCUCUCCGGACCGGCAAAGCAUUAUGGCGGCCACUGAUCCACCACGAUUCGGCCGAGAUAUACAGCUGGCGCAGCCAAACUGGCACCGGGAGAGGGGAAUUUACGGGGUCGAUGAUACUCUGCCCACAGCUACGAUGCUUGAAUACACUGUUCCACACUCGCACUGCGUCCCACGCCGCGUAUCUAAGCGCCGAAUUGCCACUAUACCGCACCAAUGA
Molecule: messenger RNA, 2109 nt
Organism: Cordyceps fumosorosea ARSEF 2679
Lineage: Eukaryota; Fungi; Ascomycota; Sordariomycetes; Hypocreales; Cordycipitaceae
Exons: 1
Coding region: 1-2109 (702 amino acids)
Source: RefSeq, a predicted model, not a curated record